Boleophthalmus pectinirostris (great blue-spotted mudskipper) is the source of this 1936-nucleotide messenger RNA. RefSeq names its product neurofilament medium polypeptide-like. Gene Ontology annotation, molecular function: structural constituent of cytoskeleton. Gene Ontology annotation, biological process: neurofilament bundle assembly. NCBI's taxonomy places the organism in Eukaryota, Metazoa, Chordata, Actinopteri, Gobiiformes, Gobiidae. The coding region runs from base 6 to 1559 and encodes 517 amino acids. The record is from RefSeq and is a predicted model, not a curated record. The transcript is spliced from 3 exons. Gene Ontology annotation, cellular component: axon; postsynaptic intermediate filament cytoskeleton; intermediate filament.
ACAUCAUGGACCCCAUAAUACCGCAUAGGAGAAGCGAGCAUCUGCAGCAUCAGAUCAAACGCGCGGGAACAGACACGAGCAGGGGACUGGAUUUGGAGCGAACCGCAUCCACCACGAGAAUGAAUGAGAAAGACUUGCUUCGUGGUCUUAACGGUCGUCUCGCGGGUUUCAUAGACAAGGUGCACCAGUUAGAACAGCACAACCAACUACUGGAGAGGGAGAUAAGGGAGAUUCGGGGGAGAGCGCAAUCCGUCUCGUCUUUGGAGGAGCAGUACGGGCCGGAGCUGAGGCGGUUGAGGCAGCUGGUUCGAGACAUAACUCAACAAAAGCAUCAAAUUGAACUUGAGCACUGCAAUUUGGAGGAGGAGCUUUGCGAUUUAAGAAAGCGCCACGAGAAGGAGGCGAAGAGCAGGUCGGACACUGAGCGCGAUAUUACGGUCAUAAAGAGAGAAAUAGAUGACGCAUAUCAAGCCAAACUGCAACUGGACAAGAAAGUAAAGGUUCAGGUGGAGGAACUGCACUGUCUCAAAAAGAGCCAUGAGGCGGAAGUGUCUGACAUGCUGGAGGCCAUACAAAACACGGAAGAAAAUUAUAGAGCGCGCGAAUUUGGGAGCCCCGGCGUUACUGCGGCACUCAGGGAAAUCAGGACGCAACUGGAGAGCCACGUGGGUCGUGACGCACAGCAGGUAGAGGAAACCUUCACAUCCCAGUUCGCGAAGUUGACAGAGGCAGCCGAGAGUAGAAGGGAAUGUCUGAGAGCGAGUCAGCAUGAGAUAAACGAUUAUAGGAGGCAACUACAAGCUAAGGAUGUGGAGCUGGAGAGCGCUAAAGGCACGAAGGAGGCGCUGGAAAAGCAACUCCGUGAAGCAGAGGAUCGCCACAAGCACGAUCUCCUGCAUUACCAGGACACCAUUAAACAACUUGAGAACGAGCUCAUAAAUUGUAAAUUUGACAUGUCUGGUUACCUGAGGGAAUACCAAGACCUGCUAAAUGUGAAGAUGGCGCUGGAUGUGGAAAUACUGUCCUACAGGAAACUUCUGUGCGGUGAGGAAGCACGGCUCUCCUCUGUGACGGACAGCCCUGUGUCUCUGCCCUACAUCUACCACCAGUCUCCAGUCUACACUCUGCCCUCCAUCAACAGACCAGGAGGCCCUCACCGCCGCCCCGAGCCCCAGUACAAGUUUGUGGAGGAGAUCAUCACCGAGACCACAAGGGAAAUCAUCUUGUCCGAAUAUGAAGAUCCUGAAGAGACACUGGUGCUGCCAGGGCAACUGUGCAGCAAAAGAGGGAGCGAAGAAGAAAGUGACCAUAGUAAAGACAGUAGACAGGAAAAUACUGAGCAGGAGUGUGACAGUCAGCAGGAUAACGUAAAAUCACAAGGAGGUGAAGGGGAGGAGGGAUCUAAGGGAAUUGUAGAAAAUGAUAUUGGUGACAAGGUUACAGGGGAAAUAGAAAAAGAGCAGGAUUUAAAAGAAGUUAGCGCACAACUUAAACAUGAUUUGAAAAAGGACGGGAAUGUCACAGAUGAAAGUAACACGUCUUCAGAUAAGGUAAGGUAAGAUGCGUUUGGGUUUAUUCCAAGAGUUAUAAAGUGGUCUACUGGGAGCAAAAGGAGCUACACUGAAAGCAAAAAUUAUGCAGCUUUUGGUUAUAGACUUGAAACUGAACAAAAAAUAAUGUAACACUCAUCUUGAAAUCUAGAUGGCAAAUAAUAAUGCACUGUUGCAAAAGCACAAGAGAAUAGGCGAGUUUCCAAGAGAGAGAAGCAAACUAUCUAUGCAGGGCAGAGGACACUGUGAAAAGCAAUAUAAUGCCUGAAUGAGUACAUAUUUACUAUCAGCUUCAAAAUAUGAAAUGCAUAAUUGUAUGUAAAUAAAAAUCAGGAAGUUUGCAUGUUUCAAAGAUUGUGUAGCAGUCUGUUAAUAAAUUAAUAAAA